AGACUCGCUCCUCCCGGCAGGGCGCACCUAGGCGGGUCCAUCGCCCGCCGGGGAGAGGGGUGUGGGUAUGGAGGGAACAGGUGCGCUGCGGGACCUGCCCUAUCUCAACAGGUGAAUCGCUCCAAGUGGGUCUCGGUUUCGUGGAUCUCGGUGCGCUUAGUUUGGCCGCAGCAGAUGGGGGCCGGACGGGACCUGUGGUCCGCAGGCGCCCUCCCAGCGGGCCAGUCACUUGGUUCGGGCCCUGGGGGCUGGAGCGCACCUGGGUCAGCCCACUUCCGGGGAGGGAGGCAGAGGAACCCCUCCCCGCCACUCACCCCCAAGCCCAGCCCUCGGCUCCCACCCUUGUGUACCUGGGACGAACCAUUCACCGGAGCGCGCAGCGGGUGGAGUGUGGCUCGGAGAACCGCGGCGGGUCAAGCACCUUUCUUCCCCAUAUCUGAAAGCGUGCCCUUUGUCCACGUCGUUUACGUUCAUUAAAACUUCUAGAACGCAGCAGGAUGGACUUGUUGUAGGGACAAGGAACGGAAGUGGGAAGGGGAGGAGCGUGCACCCCUCCUGCCCUUGGUGCGCCCCGCGCCCCCUAAGAUACUUUGGAAGGGACGCGCGGGCCGGACGCGCCCAGACGGCCGCGAUGGCGCUGGUGGCCUGCGGGCUCUCUAGAGGGCUGGGCUCCCACCCGGCCGCCCCAGGCCGGGACGCGGUAGUCUUCGUGUGGCUCCUGCUUAGCACCUGGUUCACAGCCCCUGCCAGGGCCAUCCAGGUGACUGUGUCCGACCCCUACCAUGUGGUGAUCCUCUUCCAGCCUGUGACCCUACCCUGUACCUACCAGAUGACCUCGACCCCCACGCAACCCAUCGUCAUCUGGAAGUACAAGUCUUUCUGCCGGGACCGCAUCGCUGAUGCCUUCUCCCCAGCCAGCGUCGACAACCAGCUCAAUGCCCAGCUGGCAGCCGGGAACCCAGGCUACAACCCCUACGUUGAGUGCCAGGACAGCGUGCGCACCGUCAGGGUCGUGGCCACCAAGCAGGGCAACGCUGUGACCCUGGGAGAUUACUACCAGGGUCGGAGGAUUACCAUCACCGGAAAUGCUGACCUGACCUUUGACCAGACGGCGUGGGGGGACAGCGGUGUGUAUUACUGCUCUGUGGUCUCAGCCCAGGACCUCGAGGGGAACAAUGAGGCCUACGCAGAGCUCAUCGUCCUUGACUGGCUCUUCGUGGUUGUGGUGUGCCUGGCUGCCUUCCUCGUCUUCCUCCUCCUGGGCAUCUGCUGGUGCCAGUGCUGCCCACACACUUGCUGCUGCUACGUCAGGUGCCCCUGCUGCCCAGACAAGUGCUGCUGCCCUGAGGCCCUGUAUGCCGCCGGCAAAGCAGCCACCUCAGGUGUUCCCAGCAUCUAUGCCCCCAGCACCUAUGCCCACCUGUCUCCCGCCAAGACCCCGCCCCCACCAACUGUGAUUCCCAUGGGCCCUGCCUACAACGGGUACCCUGGAGGGUACCCUGGGGACCUCGACAGGAGUAGCUCAGCUGGUGGCCAAGGUUCCUACGUACCCCUGCUUCGGGACACAGACAGCAGUGUGGCCUCUGUCCGCAGUGGCUACAGGAUUCAGGCCAGCCAGCAAGACGACUCCAUGCGGGUCCUGUACUACAUGGAGAAGGAGCUGGCCAAUUUCGACCCUUCUCGACCUGGCCCCCCCAAUGGCCGUGUGGAGCGGGCCAUGAGUGAAGUCACCUCCCUCCAUGAGGACGACUGGCGAUCUCGGCCUCCCCGGGGCCCUGCCCUCACCCCGAUCCGGGAUGAGGAGUGGGGUGGCCACUCCCCCCGGAGUCCCAGGGGAUGGGACCCAGAGACCCCCAGGGAGCAGGCAGGCGGGGGCUGGCGGGCCAGGCGGCCCCGGGCCCGCUCCGUGGACGCCCUGGACGACCUCACCCCGCCAAGCUCCGCCGAGUCAGGGAGCAGGUCUCCCCUGAGUAGUGGUGGGAGGAGAGGCCGGGCCUACAUGCCCCCGCGGAGCCGCAGCCGGGACGACCUCUAUGACCAAGAAGACUCGAGAGACUUCCCACGCUCCCGGGACCCUCACUACGACGACAUCAGGUCUCGGGAGCGCCUCCCUGCCGACCCCAGGUCCCACUACCACCGUACCCGGGACCCUCGGGACAACGGCUCCAGGUCCGGGGACCCCCCCUAUGAUGGGCGGCUACUGGAGGAGGCCGUGAGGAAGAAGGGGUCGGGGGAGAGACGGAGACCCUACAAGGAGGAAGAGGAAGAGGCCUACUAUCCGCCGGCGCCGCCCCCGUACUCGGAGACCGACUCGCAGGCGUCCCGCGAGCGCAGGCUCAAGAAGAACCUGGCCCUGAGUCGGGAAAGUUUAGUCGUCUGAUCUGACGUUUUCUACGUAGCUUUUGUAUUUUUUUUUUUAAUUUGAAGGAACACUGAUGAAGCCCUGCCAUGCCCCUCCCGAGUCUAAUAAAACGUAUAAUCACAA
Chlorocebus sabaeus (green monkey) is the source of this 2485-nucleotide messenger RNA. It is a transcript of the gene LSR, whose product is annotated as lipolysis stimulated lipoprotein receptor. Gene Ontology annotation, cellular component: tricellular tight junction; plasma membrane. Gene Ontology annotation, biological process: establishment of blood-brain barrier; tricellular tight junction assembly. Lineage: Eukaryota; Metazoa; Chordata; Mammalia; Primates; Cercopithecidae. The record is from RefSeq and is a predicted model, not a curated record.